Messenger RNA from Chanos chanos (milkfish), 1174 nucleotides. It is a transcript of the gene itm2ca, whose product is annotated as integral membrane protein 2Ca. Gene Ontology annotation, cellular component: extracellular exosome; Golgi apparatus; plasma membrane. Gene Ontology annotation, molecular function: amyloid-beta binding. The coding region runs from base 1 to 786 and encodes 261 amino acids. Lineage: Eukaryota; Metazoa; Chordata; Actinopteri; Gonorynchiformes; Chanidae. The record is from RefSeq and is a predicted model, not a curated record. The transcript is spliced from 7 exons. Gene Ontology annotation, biological process: negative regulation of amyloid precursor protein biosynthetic process.
AUGGUGAAGAUAUCCUUUCAGCCUCUAGCGGGACAGAAACCAGAAAAGGACGAGGGAAAUGGCGAUAAGACUGCAAUAAUAAUCCCUCAUCCGCACGAUGCGGAUGAAGAGCUUAUCCUUCCUGUUGGACCAAAGCGCUCAUCUCUGAGUGGUCUCUGCUGUCUGACCACAGCUUUGGUUGUGUUCACCUGCACCCUGAUCUAUGCUUCUAUAUAUAUCUAUCGCUACUAUAUCAUACCUCAGGUUCCGGAUCAGAGCCGGUUCCACUGCCGCGUGGUGUAUGAGGAUUCCGUGUAUGCUCCUCUGCGUGGACCACAGGAGCUGGAGGAGAGCGUUGGCAUUUACUUAAAGGAGAACUAUGAGCAGAUUAGUGUUCCUGUUCCAGACUUCAGUAACACAGAUCCUGCAGAUAUUAUCCACGACUUCCACAGGGGUCUGACGGCUUACCAUGACAUUUCUCUGGACAAGUGUUACGUCAUUGAACUCAAUACCACUAUUGUCAUGCCACCUCGCAACCUUUGGGAACUGCUCAUCAACGUCAAGAAAGGCACCUAUCUGCCACAGACCUACAUAGUACAGGAAGAGAUGGUAGUGAGUGGGCGUGUGCAUAACAUGCACGAGCUUGGACCGUUUAUCUACCGUCUGUGUAACGGCAAAGACACUUACCGACUGCGACGCCGUUCCACGCGACGCCGUAUCACUAAGCGCGAUGCACAGAACUGUCACCAUAUUCGUCACUUUGAGAACACGUUCGUCGUGGAAACAGUGAUUUGUGAGGCUCCUUAGGCCACGCCCUUUCUGCAGCCCAUUCUCAAUGAGACGACACCCCAUUGGUCUCUGUAGCCACACCCCUGUGAGAGUUGCACUUUAACUUCCAGUUUCUCUCCUGUGCUGUAUAUUGUCCUUCUCUCUCGUAUGCCUCUCUGUCCCUUUUGAUCUCUCCUCUUGUGUAACGUAUUCCUCGAUUUUAACGUCCUCUAACAGUUCAGUUUUCCACCUGUCUUAAGCCCUAUUUGGAUGGGAUUAGAUUUACAUGGAGAGGAGGGGUAACGUAAUUAUUAUCAGAGCAUCUCUGUGAUUUAUUUUCGUCCCUUCAUAAUCUGACAUGUUAGAAACUUUAACUGACUUUUUAUGGACUGCGCGUUUACAAAUUACGGCACCUCUUCCCUAUUAU